Messenger RNA from Pantherophis guttatus, 3913 nucleotides. The record is from RefSeq and is a predicted model, not a curated record. Lineage: Eukaryota; Metazoa; Chordata; Lepidosauria; Squamata; Colubridae.
UAGAGUUUGGCGGCGAGAGGAUUCUGAAUGGAUCCCGAAUGAUCGGGAUUCGAAACAUCUCUAUUACCGUCCUGCUUUUUUUUUUGGGAAAGAGAGAAAGAGAGAGAGAGAGAGAGAAAGUUUUGGGAACGGCCGUAGUCUUUCUCCAUCUGGAUCCUGGAGUGAAGCGCGGAGAACAACACAAAAAAGAUUUUUUGUUUUUUGGGGGAUACUCUGAUUUUUGUCUCUCUCUCUCUCUCUCUCGUGACUGUUUUAAAUUUAAUUCUUUUUUUUUCCCCGUCCUUUUUUUUUUUUGUUUUGUUUUGUUUUAAACUGAACGCUUCUACCUCCACUCCCCCUCCUCCGCCGUCUGCCCCAAGGAGUUUUGGAGCGGAGGGGAGAAAGAAGGGAAAGGGUUUGAGGCGCGGGGAUGGAGGUGGUCGCCGCCGAAUCCCCCCGCCCGGGUUCGUUGGGACUUCGGGCCGACGUCUUUGAGCGCCCGAGCGUGGAAUAAAGUCGGAGGCGAUUAUUGUGGGAUUUUUUUUUCUUUUUUUAAAUUUUUGUUAUUUUUGCCAAGCUUGUUUCUGUCUCCCUCUUCUCCUCCGGACAGCCUGUCUGCGUCGCUCCGUCCGGUACGCACGCCUGGGCAAGGGAAUCAGCAGAUCGUUUUGUCGGAGCCUUUUCAUAUAAGGAGAAUUGGUAGAAGCUGGGAAUAAGAAGAUAUUUACCAAGGCUUAAGUGCUGCUUUCAGCCCAUGUUUGUUUAGAAGAGCUCAGAUGGGAUUAAAGUCCACAUGGAGUUAUGGAAGACAACCACAGACUGGCACUGAGAAGAUGUUCAGUUGGGAUUCAUAUUGCUGUAUCUGCCUGGUGAUGAUCACCAUGGCUGGAUUUUCCUUGGCUAGGCCAUCAGACAGUCUAAUUGGUGAAGAGACUACUUCAGAACCUGGAGCAGAGCCACCCACCAAAUAUCAAAUCUCUCAGCCUGACGUACGUUCUGUAGUUCCGGGAGAAACGUUGACGUUGCGCUGUCAAGUGAAAGAGGCCACCACCAUCAUUUGGACUAAAGAUGGAAAACGUUUGGUGCCCAAUAAUCGAACAGUCAUUACUGGGGAAACUUUGUGGAUUAAAGAUACGACACCCAGAGAUUCUGGCCUUUAUGCUUGCACUGUUAGGAUUGCAGACAGUGAAACUUUCUACUUCAUUAUAAAUGUCACAGAUGUUCUUUCAUCUGGAGAUGAUGAAGAUGACAAUGAUGCCUCUGAGGAUUUUGUGAAUGACAACAACCCAGUCAAAGGACCUAUAUGGACACACACUGACAAAAUGGAGAAGCGCUUACAUGCUGUUCCAGCAGCUAACACAGUCAAAUUCCGUUGUCCAGCUGCAGGAAAUCCCCAACCAACCAUGAGAUGGUUAAAAAAUGGGAAAGAAUUUAAGCAAGAGCACCGGAUUGGUGGCUAUAAGGUACGGAAUCAGCACUGGAGUCUUAUAAUGGAGAGUGUUGUCCCAUCAGACAAAGGAAAUUAUACCUGUAUUGUUGAGAAUAUCCAUGGAUCCAUCAAUCACACAUAUCACCUUGAUGUUGUUGAGCGAUCACCACACAGGCCUAUCCUGCAAGCUGGUCUACCAGCCAAUACCUCUGCAGUUGUUGGGAGCGAUGCUGAGUUUGUCUGCAAAGUCUACAGUGAUGCCCAGCCUCAUAUCCAAUGGAUAAAACACGUAGAAAAGAAUGGAAGUAAAUAUGGACCAGAUGGAUUACCACAUUUGGAAGUUUUAAAGCAUUCGGGGAUAAAUAGUUCCAAUGCUGAAGUGCUGAAACUGUACAAUGUGACAGAGGAGGAUGCUGGAGAAUAUAUUUGUAAGGUCUCCAAUUAUAUAGGGGAGGCCAACCAGUCUGCCUGGCUUAUGGUUCAGCCAGAUAAAGCUUCAGUCACAAACAGACCCUACCCAACAUACCCAGACUACGUGGAGAUUUCCAUCUACUGCUCGGGAGUCUUCAUCAUUGUCUGUAUGGUGCUGGUCGUCAUUGUGUGCCGCAUGAGAUCUUCAACCAAAAAAUCAGACUUCAGCAGUCAACCAGCGGUACAUAAACUGACAAAGCGCAUUCCUUUGCGCAGACAGGUAACAGUGUCUGCAGAAUCAAGCUCUUCUAUGAACUCCAACACACCAUUGGUGAGAAUUACUACCCGUCUUUCUUCCAAUGCUGAUGCUCCCAUGUUGGCUGGAGUUUCAGAAUAUGAACUACCAGAAGACCCAAAAUGGGAAUUCCCAAGAGAUAAGUUGACGCUAGGGAAGCCUCUUGGGGAAGGAUGCUUUGGUCAAGUUGUCAUGGCAGAAGCAAUGGGCAUCGACAAAGAGAGGCCCAAAGAAGCGGUUACUGUUGCAGUGAAAAUGUUGAAAGACGACGCCACAGAGAAAGAUUUGUCUGACCUGGUAUCUGAGAUGGAGAUGAUGAAGAUGAUUGGGAAACACAAAAAUAUCAUCAAUCUUCUGGGAGCAUGCACUCAGGAUGGGCCUCUAUAUGUGCUUGUCGAAUAUGCUUCCAAAGGGAAUUUGCGAGAAUACUUGCGAGCCCGGCGUCCACCAGGAAUGGAAUAUUCAUUUGAUAUUAACAGGGUCCCUGAAGAGCAGAUGACAUUCAAAGACUUAGUCUCAUGUACAUACCAGUUGGCAAGAGGAAUGGAAUAUUUAGCAUCACAAAAGUGCAUCCAUCGAGAUUUAGCAGCGAGGAAUGUUUUGGUUACUGAAAAUAAUGUCAUGAAAAUAGCUGACUUUGGGUUAGCUAGAGACAUCAACAAUAUAGAUUAUUAUAAAAAGACUACUAAUGGUCGACUGCCUGUAAAGUGGAUGGCACCAGAAGCGCUAUUUGAUAGAGUUUACACACAUCAAAGUGAUGUGUGGUCAUUUGGUGUCCUAAUGUGGGAGAUCUUCACUUUAGGUGGGUCACCAUACCCAGGAAUUCCGGUGGAAGAGCUUUUCAAAUUGCUUAAAGAAGGACACAGAAUGGACAAACCUGCCAAUUGCACCAAUGAACUCUACAUGAUGAUGAGAGAUUGUUGGCAUGCAGUGCCUUCACAGAGACCUACUUUUAAACAGCUUGUGGAAGAUUUAGAUCGUAUCCUCACACUUACAACUAAUGAGGAAUACCUAGACCUUAGUGGACCACUGGAACAAUAUUCCCCUAGCUAUCCAGAUACCAGGAGUUCCUGUUCUUCAGGGGACGAUUCUGUUUUUUCUUCCGAUCCCAUGUCUUAUGAACCUUGCCUCCCUAAGUACCAACAUAUAAAUGGAAGUGUCAAAACAUGAAAAGAACUUCUGCCGUUCCACAAAGGAAUGAAACCAGAGCAUCUAUCUACCACGUGAAAAAGAGUCUCUUGCUUUAAACACACAAGAUUUUCUUGUACAUAAGAAAUAUAAGGACCAAAGAAAAACCAAAAUUGGGAAAAAGUGGCCCAAUUAUUGGGGGAAAAAGCAGUAGCUUGGAAUAUCACCCAAUAUUAUGAAGAGAAGAAUUUUCAUGGGUCAUUUGUGGACACCCAUUUUAGCAAGUUAGCUCUUUGGCCCCAAAGCCAAAACAGCCUUUCUAAAGUCAAUGGACAAGUUGGACUUGAGGCAAACUUCAGACCAGCCUUCUUUGUUUAUUUUGUAAUAUUUUGAGAAAAUAUAUGUUGACACACACUUACAGAGCACAAAUGCAAUAUAUAAGUGCUGGAUGUAUGUAAAUAUAAUCAAAUAUGUACAAAUAUAUAUUAUAUAUUUACAAUGAACUAUUUUUUUGUAUUGAUUUAAAAAUGCAUCUCCCACUUCCAGGAAAUUAAUCUUUCUUUCUUUUUUUUUAAAAAAAGAAACAGCUAUUUGUAACUACUUCUCUUGCAUAAGACUUUUCUUUCCAAUCCUCCUCCUCCUCCUCCUCCUCCUCCUCCUCCUCCCCCCCC